Molecule: messenger RNA, 2403 nt
Organism: Paramormyrops kingsleyae
Lineage: Eukaryota; Metazoa; Chordata; Actinopteri; Osteoglossiformes; Mormyridae
Product: cyclin-dependent kinase 17-like
Biological process (GO): protein phosphorylation
Cellular component (GO): nucleus; cytoplasm
Molecular function (GO): cyclin-dependent protein serine/threonine kinase activity; ATP binding
Source: RefSeq, a predicted model, not a curated record
AUUGCAGCGCCCAUGUGGGAAGCUCCGGUCUUCGUGGGUCACAGGGUUUGCAGGUACCGGGUGAUCCCCCUCUGCAGUGACCGUCUGCUGUUUAUUGCCCGGGGCCCAUUGCAGGUGCUGAUGGGAUGGACAGGAUUAAAGUCAUCAAGAGGCGCCUAUCCAUGUCGCUGCGUGGCCCCAGACCCACAGACGAGCCGCUGGACGAACAGACGGAGUCGGCCCCACCCGAGGACCCACCCCUUCCCCAAGCCUCGGAUCCGGUGGUUUGUCCUGCCUUACGACCCACCCUGUGCCCCUCCUCACACCCUGCCUCGCACAGCGCCCCCUCCUUCCUGCGUCAGUAUGCAGGUCACCUGGGACGAACAGCCCUGCGCCGGGACCCCAGGGGUGUGCUGGAGCGCUCCCAGCUGAACCUCUACAGGACCGGAUCUCUCGGCAUCGUCCAUGAGAACGGCAAGGGGACCGCAAUGGGCUCAGAUGGCGAGAGCGACCAGGCAUCCGGCACGUCCUCGGAUGAGGUCCAGAGCCCAGUGCGGGUGCGGUUACGAAACGGCAACCAUCGGCGCAUCGCGGAGGACAUCAACAAGCGUCUCUCCCUUCCGGUGGACAUCCGGCUGCCAGACAGCUACCUGGAGAAGUUCGCCAUGAGCGGGCCGCCCUUCGCCAAGCCCAUGAGCCGCCGGCUCCGCCGCGUCUCGCUGUCUGAGAUCGGCUUUGGGAAGCUGGAAACCUACACCAAGCUGGACAAAGUGGGUGAGGGCACCUACGCUACAGUGUUUAAGGGUCGCAGCAAGCUGACGGGCAACCUGGUGGCACUCAAGGAGAUCCGUCUGGAACACGAAGAAGGAGCGCCAUGCACCGCCAUCCGAGAGGUGUCUCUCCUUAAGGAUCUGAAGCACGCCAACAUCGUCACCCUCCAUGACAUCAUCCACACGGAGAAGUGCCUGACUCUGGUGUUUGAAUACAUGGAGCAGGAUCUGAAACAGUACAUGGAUGACUGUGGAAAUAUCUUAGAUGUGUACAAUGUUAAGAUCUUCCUAUUCCAGCUGCUUCGGGGCUUGGCUUACUGUCAUGGCAGGAAAGUUCUGCACAGAGACCUCAAGCCCCAGAAUCUACUCAUCAGCCACAGGGGGGAGCUCAAGUUGGCUGACUUUGGUCUAGCCCGGGCUAAGUCGGUUCCGACUAAGACAUAUUCCAACGAGGUUGUGACUCUCUGGUACCGACCGCCAGAUGUACUGCUAGGCUCUACAGAGUACUCAACACCCAUCGACAUGUGGGGGGUAGGCUGUAUAUUCUACGAGAUGAUGACGGGUAGACCCCUGUUCCCUGGAUCUACAGUGAAGGAUGAGCUACAUUUGAUAUUCCGAAUUCUAGGCUCUCCAACAGAGGAGACCUGGCCAGGAAUCUCCAGCUGUGAGGAAUUAAGAGCCUACCAGUUCCCUCAUUACACUGCUGAGCCGCUGGUCAACCACGCACCCAGGAUAGACGCCGAUGGGAUUCACCUUCUGACCCAACUCCUCCAGUUUUCGGUGAAGAACCGAAUUUCUGCUGAGGAUGGUCUCCGACUCCCCUAUUUCUCCAGUCUGGGGGAGCAGGUGCACACGCUGUCUGACAGGCAUCCAGCUCCGCAGGGACCCAGGAAGGAAGAGCAACACGCACCUAGAGACCGCGCCAUCUACAGUGGGCACUGUUCCUUGGGAGUAUGUCCAGAGAGAGGGCGCCCAAGCACGGAGCUCGUCCUACGCUUCCACGUCCUCCACAAGCUGAGUGACUCUCUCACACACCGGUUCUCCUUGAAGGAUCUAAUGAGGAUUGCCAGCUGGGUUAGGUGAAGAAAAGCUUGUCAUCAGAGGCCUAGUUACCGAGGGAGAGAGAGAGAGAGACCUUAAGCCACAGCUGUUAAGGAAGCAUCUCUGUGAAGCACAUGCAAUCCCUCAAGCGAAAAUUCCUUCCGUCUCACUUUUCUCCUUAAGUGUGCCGAACUGAUUUACGGUGUGUCAACAGAUGAAAUGAAACAGCUUUACUGCUCCUUGUUUAUCUGUCGCAUGUGUCCCUUUUUCCAGACCCCAGAAGGGCAUCGGGUGUUCUUUGUUGUAGCCCUUUUACAUUCAUUUAAUGGCACAAAAACACCCCAGCUGCUUAAGUAACUUGCCAAAACUUCUAUGACUGUAAUUUCAUAUCUGUUACUGUAUUUCGUUAAAGGGCCGUGUCCUUCAGAAUUGCAUGAUGGUUUGACAUCUGCCUGUUCUCUCUCUCUCCUCCUUUGCCAGACCAGGGGAAGAACCGGAGACUAAGCGUGUUGUUUUAGGUGCCCAUGAGGCUGGUGGUGGACUGCCUUCCUCCUUUUCUCAGCUGCUGUGGACAGACUCAAGUUCAAGACAAGAAAAAGAGGGAAGGAAACUC